AUGGGAACUCCGAAGUUAAGCGAUUUGGGGCUAGAACAAUCUCGGGAUGGGUGGCCCACUGGGAAGUUUCUUGCAGAAGUGGCUACAGCCGAGUUCCCAGAGAUUGUGAAGGCAGUUCAAGAAGCUUGGGAAAAAGUUGAAGAUAAGUAUGCAGUGUCUUCACUUGCGGUGGCUGGUGCUGUUGCACUAUGGGGCUCCACUGGAUUGAUCUCGGCAAUUGAUAGGCUUCCUUCAGUCCCUGGUGUUCUUGAUCUUGCACUUUCCUACUUCUUAUCAACUGCCUUUCUUAUGUAUCUUUGCAGUGGUUUGCAUACAAGAACUUUGUAUUCAAACCAGACAGGUGAGUACAAUUUGCUACAAAAACCUUUAUUGGAGUACAUAAGUAGUUUCUACUAG
Prunus dulcis (almond) is the source of this 396-nucleotide messenger RNA. Its product is annotated as protein CURVATURE THYLAKOID 1C, chloroplastic-like. The coding region runs from base 1 to 396 and encodes 131 amino acids. NCBI's taxonomy places the organism in Eukaryota, Viridiplantae, Streptophyta, Magnoliopsida, Rosales, Rosaceae. The record is from RefSeq and is a predicted model, not a curated record. The transcript has 4 exons. Gene Ontology annotation, cellular component: thylakoid; chloroplast thylakoid membrane.